Messenger RNA from Clunio marinus, 258 nucleotides. NCBI's taxonomy places the organism in Eukaryota, Metazoa, Arthropoda, Insecta, Diptera, Chironomidae. The record is from the annotation of a GenBank genome assembly.
AUGUUUCGAGACUGUGUUCAUGGUGAGAAGUCCUAUGACGAAAGAUCCUUGGCGGCCUAUGAAUUUAAAAUAUUCUUGCUAAGAUAUUGCUCUAGAAAAAAGUUUGAGAAACAUCGUUUUACACCUUGCUACACUAAUUGUGGGGUGCCACAAAUGGCGCCUUUAAACUUUGUGAACAUUGAGAUUCUUAAUGAUUACGCUUUACUGAAGACCUUCACCCUAGGCAAAGCUUUACAAAGCUUAAAAGUGCCUUUUUAA